AUGGACAAUACUGGAAGCGUGGACGCGUCGGGCUACGCAGAUCGUGCCUGCAACUCUUGUAGACAACGACGGGUCAAGUGCGACAAGAGAUUACCUGGUUGCCAAAGAUGCGAAAAGUUGGGCAGGCCAUGUACCGGCUAUGAUCUCGAACGCAAGUUCCUGGAUGAGGGAGUAAAGGUUAGGAAAAAGUAUGAUGGCGGUUUCCAGACCAUCCCACAUGCGCCUCGGGAGGCCGCUCUUCCAGUUGUCCCAGCACCGACGUUGACCUCGACGACGGCGCCAGUGACGGCGCCGCCUGGCAAGUCAUCACCAAGCUUCAUGUCCAAUAUUCUGAUCGAUGACCGGACUACAAAUGUUCCCCAUUUCAAUCAUUCAUUCAACAAUGGGAGCCCGCCGUAUCAAUCUGGCGCUGCCCCCGUUCUUCCAUCGCCUCACUCUCUCGUUGCCACGCCACCCACUACGAACAGGCUUCUUGGACCAUAUCCACUUGCGAAUAGCGAUUAUCCUUUGUUCGGACUCAGCCCCAAGUAUAAUCUGUUCACCGCACAAGCUACGCCACCGGAAAGUGGUCCAACCACAGGCAAUACUUUACCGCCUUUCCAAUAUAAUCCUGGUGCACGCCUUGAUCAAGACUAUGCAUCAAAUGAGCACCCUACAGCCAAACUAAUCCAAGGCCAAUUGCAAUACGCACCUUCGGAAGUAUCUUUGGACUAUUCUAUGAAUGACGACUAUUUUGACCUAGAUAUUGACGAAUACUACGCAAAUGGCAAUAAUGCGUGUGGAUUCAUACCUGGGUUGCCGGUCAUCGCAACCGAUGCCGCCGAACCUGAAACAGAAGAAGACUUCCUGGCCAGUGACUACGCUUCCGUCAGUGGCAGUAGCGAAGGCCGUCGCAAGCGCACAGAGUAUAGCCAGAAGUAUUUGAAUGAGCGUGCCACCGAACUAACCUGUUUGACACGGCAUUUUGUUCAAGCUAUCUCGCCAUGGAUGGAUCUUUUCGAUCUCGAUACCUACUUUAGCCGCAUAGUUCCCGUUAAGGCGGUGCAAAACGUCAUGUUGCGCUCAGCGAUGGCCGCUGUUGCUGCCAAUCAGAUUGGACAACUUAUGGCCAACAAAACUCCCCGGGAUGGACUGGCGCAUUUGUUUCCCAUAAUAGGGGCUGACGAUAGUGCCACACAGCCGAAAGAUUGGUUUUACAAAGCUGCCAAUUACUACGACCGAGGGAUAUCGUAUCUGAGGAUCUUUCUUCAACGUUGGUUGAACAACCCAGGAAAUGAUCUGACCGGCCUGACCGGCCAUGCAUCGCGAUACAACACCAUGAGAGCUUUAUCGGAGUCCAGUGCUACUGGUCCAGACAAUCGGAAAUCUAGUGUCUCAAACAAGCGCCGUCGUCUGCUCCAAGAACAAUCGUCUGGAGGAGACAUGGAGGCAUUACUGGCGGCUAUAUCGGUGCUUUCGCUCUACGAGACGCUCGAUUCAUCGACGAAUGAUUGGUCACAGCAUUUAGAUGGCUUCAAAGCACUUCUGGAAACGAAAAUUCUUCCUCAAGCUGUAUCUGCUCCCCAUCCUCGAGGCGAUCCCUACAUCUCGAUGAAAGCAGGGCGGGCCGCAUUCUGGAAUUUCGCGAGGGCAGAUUAUCUAGCUGCCUACGUCCACCGUACUCGAACAAGGCUCGAUACCGAAAACCUAACAAUGUGGAGGGCCGCAGGUUUGCCGAUAACUGAGGAUGGAGUACUGAAACAUGGUGAUGAUGCCGCAAACGCUAAUGGGGCAGUGUACCUCCCUAGUGAUCGAGAAGAUUCGGUCGCCUGUUCGUUGAUCUGGAUCGUGCUCCGCGUUAUGAAUUUUGUGGCUCAAGGCGCGGCCCAAGCAUCUCCUAUACAAACACGUAUCUCUCAGUGGAAUCAACUACGACGUCAGCUGGAGGAAUGGUUCGACAAUUUACCUUUCACGUUUCAGCCUUACGCAACCAUGAGCACCUCGCCCCAGACGGAUCUAGACCAAGGCGAAGAGCAUAAAAACAAAUUUGUCCGACUAUUUUUCAGCGUCCCCAUGUGUGCUGCAGCUCUUCAACUCUAUCACUUUGCGCAAAUAGUUUUGCUCCCAAACCAACCAGUGGAUGAGAGGGACAACAGUAAUCUAGCCAAACGAAUCCAGAUGAUGAGGAAUGUCUCAGAGGCUUCCGAUUACCACAGCCGCCAGAUCUGUGGUAUCGCACUGGGAAAGCCACCUCCGGCAGUGAGUCGACAGAUGGUUCAUUCUCUUUACCUAGCAGGGCUGUGCUUCGAGGAGAAUGAGGACAGGAAGGUGGUGCUGGAACUACUACAAAAUAUUGAAAAGGAGACUGGGUCGUCAACCGCUCAACGAGUAAGAGAUCUCAGAGAACAAUGGGGUUGGCAAGGCGAAGUCAUUGAAAUCAUGGAGUAG
This is a messenger RNA of Exophiala bonariae, 2427 nucleotides long. RefSeq lists its product as uncharacterized. Lineage: Eukaryota; Fungi; Ascomycota; Eurotiomycetes; Chaetothyriales; Herpotrichiellaceae. The record is from RefSeq and is a predicted model, not a curated record. Gene Ontology annotation, molecular function: transcription cis-regulatory region binding; zinc ion binding; DNA-binding transcription factor activity, RNA polymerase II-specific. Gene Ontology annotation, biological process: positive regulation of transcription by RNA polymerase II. Gene Ontology annotation, cellular component: nucleus. Bases 1 to 2427 code for a protein of 808 amino acids. The transcript is spliced from 3 exons.